AUGUGUUCAGCGGCGGGAGGAUUUGCGUCGACGGUCGACGAAAAAGACAGCAUGAUCCCGAUCUCGAGCCCGACGAUCUACCGCGUGAAUGAGCAAGAUGGGAGUCAGCGGAGGAUGAGCAGAGAAGAAGAGGAGGAGGAGAUGGCGUGCAUCUCGCCUCACUCGCCUUCCUUCUUCUUUAAACACCGGACUGGCGAUCAGGGUAGUUUGCAACUCUUGAUCAAGGCGGCUGUCCUGUUGGGCAAGGUCAAUACGACCUUGUAUCGCAGAUCUCAUCCUGCCAAGACGUCCCACGAGAUCCAUCAGGAGCAUGAACACUUGUCUAAUUUGAUCUGGGGCCUUUAUCAUUCGAUUCCCCCGAGUUUCAAGAACCCAUUCAAGAUGACAAGAUUCGGACAACUGGAUGCCUGUCUUUUGUCGGCGCACACGUUGAUCCACACGAGCUUGAUCCAGCUGAACGAAGACCUAGUCUGUCUCGACCUCCAUCCACCCGCCGAAGACGGCCACCUGCAGAUCUGUAAACUCUCGGGACAGGUCUUGAUCGACUGGUUCCUCCAACUCAUCCAGCACAAGAACCUCGGCCUCAUCAGCGUCGAUCUCGGCCAGCUUCUCUGCGGAAAUCCGACGCUGAACUUCGGCUUGAGCGUCGCGAUGAGGACUCAAUGUAGAUUGAUCGCUAUCAAUCGUGUCUUCAACCCUUCCGCUCGGGCCGAGCUAGACCUAUUGAGCUUCCAGAUCGACCAGAUCUUGGGCCACUUAAGCAAAUCGGCCAAGAUGCCAUUAGAAGGUCGGAUCAUCGAGUUGAUCACCGGUUUGCUCCAGAACCCUUACUCGCUCCUCCCUCGCUCCGUAUUAUUCCCGAUCAUCGACCCCACUCAUCCGCAUCCUACUUCUUAUCACCCGUUGAACAACAACAAUGGUAAUGGUCUGGCUCAUCCGGAAGGGGGCUCUAAAUUGAAUGUCGACGAUGGCCACGAGUCGAUGAAAAGUAACUUCGCAUUGGCCCGGAUGUUGGGGCGGUCUGCUCUCUGA
This is a messenger RNA of Puccinia graminis f. sp. tritici CRL 75-36-700-3, 1032 nucleotides long. RefSeq lists its product as uncharacterized. The record is from RefSeq and is a predicted model, not a curated record. The coding region runs from base 1 to 1032 and encodes 343 amino acids. The transcript is spliced from 6 exons. Lineage: Eukaryota; Fungi; Basidiomycota; Pucciniomycetes; Pucciniales; Pucciniaceae.